AUGGCCAGCUCUGAAAAUUAUCUUGGUCGCGUCGGGGACUACCCGGAUUCUUCAUACCAAGAAGAUCAGCCGUCAUUAGACCCCGCCAUCGAUCCUCGACUUUUCGACUCUAGCUAUCUUCCCCUAGAACCCGGCUCUGGGGAUGUGGCGUUUGAGGACUUUGGCCAACAUGGUCCCCUUAACACGGCGUCUAUGUCAAUAGGCCAGCGGAGAUUACUCCAAGAACAAGUCGACCUAAGCGGCUCUGAGGAAGAGUCUGACGAUGAAUAUUAUGACGAUAAUGAUGAUCCAGUAUGGAACGGGGGGCAUCAGGAUUAUGAAGGCUCUACUGAUGCCGAAAGCGAAGAGGAUGAUGGCUAUGAUCCCAACGAUGCUGCUUCGCCUCCUCCGCGGAAACGUCGUCGCAGAGGUCAUGGACCAUUCAGUGGCCGUUUCGGCGCACGAGGAGGCAAAGGUAUCAAACGAGGACCAAGGCGGCCGCUUGAACCCAGUCCAGAAUUCAAGAUGCUCCAUUCUCAGGCUACCGAAGCAUUCAUUGACGGUGAUUAUGACCGCGCAAUCGACUUGGUGCAGAAAGCCAUCCUUGUGAAUCCUGAAAUGUUUGCGGCUCAUUCACUGCUGUCUGAAAUUUUUCUCGCUCGAGGAGAAAAAGACAAAGCAGUAUCGGCUCUCUUCAGCGGCGCCCAUACCAGGCCGCGUGAUCCUACAGUGUGGCACAAAGUCGCAAGACUAAUCCAAGACCGAGCUGGAGAGGACAGACAAAAGACUCUAAAUGAUAUGAUCUACUGCUACAGCCGUAUCAUUGAAAUCGAUUCGAAAAGCUACAAUGCCCGCUUCCAGAGAGCCGCUGCGUACCGUGAAUUAGGUUACAACGGCAGAGCCGCAACCGAAUAUGAACGCAUACUCAAAGAGCUUCCGCAUAAUAUCCGAGCUCUGCGACAUUUGGCCGAAACAUACAUUGACAUGAAGGAUGUUCGGAAAGCUCUUCAAUAUUACUUGGAGAGUAUUGAAUAUUACAUGUCCCUCGACAAUGAUGAAAACAUGGAAUUCUCCUGGUCAGAUGUGAACAUUUGCGCAGAGUUGUAUGCGUUUGUUGGGGAGCCCGAAGCAGGAUUGCAACUUUUGUCAUCGGUUUCAAGGUGGCUCCUCGGCCGGAAGGAUGACAAGAUCUGGGAUGAGUAUAUUGAUGAUGAUCGGGAAUGGGACGCUGGAGACUCACCUCGCCGUAUCAAGACUGACGGGUUUAUACCAAACGCCUAUCCGAUAGACUCAUACGGAUUGGGGCUCCCGAUGGAAUUGCGCAUUAAACUAGGCACAUUUCGCCUGAAACUGGGCGAGCGUUACUUUGAAGAGGCAUUGGCACAUUUUGAAUGGCUGAAUCCCGAUGAUACUUCAGAGUCUUCUACCGUGUUUGACUACGCGGAUCUUUACAGGGAGGCUGCAGAUGCGUUAAAAGAUUCCGCUUUAUUUCCAGAAGCCCUUCGCUUCUAUAGACCGCUUCAGCUCACUGAGGAUUAUGCCGAUGUUAGCUUCUUCCUAGCUAUGGGAGAAUGUGCUUUUGCCUGUUCUGACCUCAGCCUGGCGGAAUCUUGCUAUCUUACGGUAGCAGAGAAUGACUCCACAAACCUACAGUCUCGAGUUAAUCUGGCUAAACUUUAUGAAACAAUGGGUGAAAGGGACCGGGCUCUCUAUUUCGUGAACCAGGCAGUCUUAUUAGGACGCGAAUCUAGAGGUCGCAAUCGAAGGCGGCGUAAGGAUCGUCGAAUAGCGCAGCUUGCAAAAGAGUUUCAGGGCGAUGCUCACGUUUCAACCCGUAUCGUACCCAGGCAUUUAGCGAAUGAGGUAUCUCGGCGCGAAGCGCUGCAGGACAGCGAUGCGAACCGUCCACAGCAGGUGCAAUAUCUGUAUUCGAAGAUGAACGAUCUACGACCGAGAAUGCGGGAUGGAGAUACGGAUGCGACGGAGGAUUGGCUUGACAUUGCUGAUGCGCUGUUACAUGACUUUCGGACUAAUCGCGUUUUCUAUCCAUUGCAGAAGAAUAUGAUCUUUCUUGGGUACUCGCGGGAAGAGCAAAAAGGGGCCAGGAAGAAAGAAACAGUCAUGGGUGAGGUGCAGGAGGUGGCUGAGCGAUUGAAAGAAUGGAUUGGUCAGUAUAAUGCAGAUGAAGUUCCGACUAGCAUUCCAAACGACUACUACGGAAUAUCAUUUGACGAAUGGUUUGAAAUAUUUCUUGAAUACGCCUUCGUGGUUUCUGGACAAGGUGAUAAGGACGAAGCGUAUGAUGUCCUGGCUGCUGCUGCAGACGCCAGCGUCUGGUACCAUUCCAAGGACAAAGUACGGCAAAUUCAUAUUUGCUGGAUUACAUGUGCUCUUCGAGCAUAUGAUGAGGAAACACUUGUCAGCGAAGCGCGGUGGUUCACCAAAGAAUACCCAUUCGUAACAGAUACAUACCGACUGUUUUCAAUGUUGAGCCGCAUAUGCGGUGACCCCAAUAGAUCUCUGUUUCAUGCAUCGCCCAGCAUGAAAUUCAUGCUCCGACAAGUUAAAUUCAUGGACUCCACCUUACCUGAAGAUCAUUAUUUAACAAAGACAUGGACAUCGAAGUCAGGAGUUGCCAAUAAAUCAAUGACAAUCGUAACGCGGAACUCGAAGAAUCCGCCAAAGACAGCGUCUCUGACCAAGCGUGGCGAGAACGCUGAACCCAUAACCGCAGAUGACAUGGACGUCGCUCUUUUGGUUCUAUAUGGAAAUAUCCUUUACUCAGGGAACAGUUUCUACCCGGCCUUGAACUACUAUUAUCGAGCAAUUGCACUUGAUCCCGAUAAUCCAGGGAUUCUGCUACCCAUCGCACUAUGUUAUAUCCACCAUGCUCUCAAAAGGCAGGCGGAUAACCGACAUUACCUGAUUUUACAAGGACUAUCAUUCAUGUCCUUGUAUCGAAGAGCACGCUCUAAAAGUGAGAUCGAAGACAACGGUGACAAAGCUGACAACGAAAAGACACAAAACAGUGUUCAUUCGUUAACUCUACAGCAAGAAGUAGAAUUCAACUAUGGACGUGUUUAUCACUCCCUUGGUUUAUUGCACCAAGCUGUGCCGUGUUACGAGCGUGCAUUGGAGUUGGGUGACCAGAUCAAGUCGUCUCAAAAUGAACAGAAUGGAGCAGAAAAAGGAAAGGUCCGAGAUUUCGCGAGGGAUGACAAGCCGGAAGAAGAUCUCAUCGUGGAAGAUUUCUCACCAGAGGCGGCUGUUGCAUUGCAGAAUAUCUAUGCUCUUAAUGGAAAUAUUGCGGGUGCUCGGAAGAUCACGGAGAAAUAUCUUAUUAUAUGAUUUGAUCUACUCAUGUUGAACAAGUCAAGCUUGGAUGAUUAUUGUGGUCGGGUUUGACACCCCUGACGUACAUUAUUAGUAUGAAUGCAACAGCACUUCAUCUCAUUUUGUUGCCAAUUCAAAGCAAAGAUUCUCCGACAAUUUCGGUCCUUCCAUGAAUAUACCUAUUAUCUCUGGUCGAACUUACUCCCUACUCCUCGGCAUCCUAGGCAAAAGCAACCAAAACCCUAGAACAGCAACCAACAACGCCAGCGCAAAGGGCUGCAAAACCUGCACCCCCUUUGACUGCGCAAUCGCACCAACCGCAAACGGGAAAAUAGAACCCCCUAUUCCACCCAGAGUAGACGCGAAGCCAAUUGACGAAACAUGGAGAUGUUUCGGUAAUACCUUUGUGGAAGCCACGACGGCGGCAGGGAAAAGGGGACCGAGAAAGAAGCCCUCGAUGGCGAUUGCGACGGCAGAGACGUAGAACUGCGGGACGAGCCAGAAUAUGAGUUCAAAGGCCAUUGCGAGGGCUAGGUAGACCUGUUCAUGAUCAUCGACGAUUAGUAUUUGCGGAAAUGAACGGGAUAAGCGUCU
Molecule: messenger RNA, 3906 nt
Organism: Talaromyces stipitatus ATCC 10500
Lineage: Eukaryota; Fungi; Ascomycota; Eurotiomycetes; Eurotiales; Trichocomaceae
Product: RNA polymerase III transcription factor TFIIIC subunit (Tfc4), putative
Exons: 4
Coding region: 1-3327 (1108 amino acids)
Biological process (GO): transcription by RNA polymerase III
Cellular component (GO): transcription factor TFIIIC complex
Molecular function (GO): protein binding
Source: RefSeq, a predicted model, not a curated record